AUGAGGAGAAGCACUAGAUAUACCUUGAACCUGUUGUUACUAUUGCCACUUUUCUUUGCGUGGACAGCGGUCGCCCUCGACCUGGGGCAGUCUUCGUGCACUACCCUCGUCCAGGGCAAAUUCUUUGGGUAUUUCUCCUCGUUUGCUGUCUUCCCGUUGAAUGCUUCCCGCUGCUCUUGGAUUAUCCAGAACCCAGACCCCCGGAGGUACACCUUGUACAUGAAGGUCCUGAAGCCCGCGGGCGCCUGCGACCACCAGCAGGUUCGCACGUACCAGUUUGACUCGUUCUUGGAGUCCACACGGACGUACUUGGGGAUGGAGAGUUUUGACGACGUGCUAAACCUUUGUGAUAGCUCCACCCGUUAUGCCUUUCUCCAGUCCAACAAGCAGUUCCUGCAGAUGAAACAGACCGCUUCGGCGGUCGAAAGUGGGCAUGUCAGAUGGAAACCGGGCAAGGCACAAGACAGAGAUUUCUCGGUGGAAUACCUGGUGGUUGGCAACAGGAACCCCAGCAAAGCUGUCUGCCAGAUGUUGUGCAAGUGGUUAGACACCUGCCUGACCACCAGUAGCAGCUUCCACCCUUGUGGUAUUAUGCAGACACCAUGCUCUUGCGCCAGUGGGGAGAUACUGGAUCAGCCCAGCGAGAUCCUCGGCUUAACCAAAAAGAAGGACUGCUUUAAGGACGGGAUUUACCUGGAGAACUGUAUGAGUAGCCCAAAGGACAGCGGGGGAAACCGGACACCUGGUGGUUGGAACCCGUGGUCAGCAUGGGGCGAAUGCACGAGAGACUGUGGGGGAGGCCUCCAGACUCGCACCCGCACCUGUCAGCCUCUCCCCGAUGACAGCCUCAUUUGUGAAGGUGUCUUAGAAGAAGGCAGGCUUUGUAACAGGAAAGCGUGCAAUCCCAACGCGCAUUACAAUUCCCGAAGCCAAUCACUGAGGUCCACAGAUAACCGAAAACGGGAUGAUGCGGACGAACUACAGCAAUACGGGUACCCUGCGCCUCAAAUAGGUGAUCCGGCUGCUGAGGAGUGGUCCCCCUGGAGCGUCUGUUCAACCACCUGCGGGGAGGGCUGGCAGACUAGGACAAGAUUCUGUGUCUCGUAUUCCUACAGCACCCAAUGCAGUGGUCCCCUUCGGGAGCAGCGGCAAUGCAACAAUUCCGCCGUCUGUCCAGUCCAUGGGAUGUGGGACGAGUGGUCUCCAUGGAGCCUCUGCUCAUCCACCUGUGGGCGAGGGUACAGGGAUCGCACCCGGACCUGCAAACCCCCUCAGUUUGGCGGCAAUCCUUGCGAAGGCCCCGAGAAACAAACCAAGUUCUGCAACAUUGCACUUUGCCCAGGUAAGGCUGUGGACGGCAACUGGAACGAAUGGUCAAGUUGGAGCUCCUGUUCCACCUCCUGCUCCAAUGGCACCCAGCAGCGAACAAGGGAGUGCAACGGGCCGUCCUACGGGGGAGCUGAAUGCCAGGGACACUGGGUGGAGACCCGAGACUGCUUCCUUAGGCAAUGCCCAGUGGAUGGAAAGUGGCAGGCAUGGAGUCCUUGGGGGAGCUGUACGGCCACAUGCGGAGGUGGGACGCAAAAACGUGAUCGGACUUGCUACGGCCCUUUCUUUGGAGGAGAAGUAUGCCAAGGCCCGAAAGAGGAGUACAAGCAAUGCAACGAGAAAAGGUGUCCUGAGCCCCAUGAAAUCUGUGAUGAAGAGAGCUUUGCCUCUGUGAUUUGGAAGGAGACUCCCGCUGGAGAGGCCGCAGCUGUCCGUUGCCCCCGCAAUGCUACAGGGUUGAUCUUACGGCGAUGUGUGUUGGAUGAAGAGGGCAUAGCCUACUGGACGUCUCCUACAUACAUCAAGUGUGUUUCCAUUGACUACAGGAAUAUACAGAUGAUGACGAGGGAACAUCUGUCAAAAGCCCAGCGCGGGCUGAUCGGGGAAGGGGUGUCGGAGGUGUUGCAAAAUCUCGUGGAGAUCUCUCAGGAUGGGACCAGCUAUAGUGGGGACCUGCUGUCAACCGUCGAUGUGCUCAGGAAUAUGACCGAGAUCUUCCGCAGGGCUUACUACAGCCCCACUGGUAGUGAUGUACAGAGUUUUGUUCAGAUCAUUAGCAACAUCUUGAUGGAGGACAACCGAGACAAAUGGGAGGAGGCUCAACUGGUCGGGCCCAAUGCCAAGGACCUCUUUAAGCUGGUGGAGGACUUUAUUGACGUCAUUGGAUUCCGCAUGAAGGACUUCCAGGAUUCCUACCAAGUGACGGAAAAUCUGGUCCUCAGUAUUCAGAAACUCCCGGCAAAAGCCGCCAAAGACAUCAAUUUCCCUAUGAAGGGCUGGAGGAGCUUGGUGGAUUGGGCCCGCACUGCAGAAGACAAAGUCACGGUGUCCAAAAGUAUCCUUUCCACAGGAGUGCCAGAGACCGAUGACUCCGCCGUCUUUGUGGUGGGAACGGUUCUCUACCGCAGUCUGGGUGGCAUCCUCUCGCUUCAGAGGAACACAACUGUGCUGAAUUCCAGAGUCCUUUCUGUGACAGUCAAGCCAGCUCCCCGGUCUCUCCUUGCUCCACUGGAAAUUGAAUUCUCCCACUUGUACAAUGGAACCACCAACCAGACCUGCAUCCUCUGGGAUGAUGCACACAUAUGCUCUAUCACUGAGCCACCGCUUCUCCCUUCUCCUGCACAACUGGGUGCCUGGUCCUGGCGUGGCUGUCGAACGGUCCCGGUCGAUGCUUUCCGAACUAAAUGCCUCUGUGACAGAAUCUCCACCUUCGCCAUCUUAGCCCAGCUCAGCGCCGAAAUGAAUACAGAAAAAGUUCUCGUUCCGUCGGUCACGUUAAUCGUCGGCUGUGGAGUGUCUUCCCUGACUCUCUUGCUCUUGAUAAUCAUUUACAUCUCAGUCUGGAGAUAUAUCCGCUCUGAACGUUCUGUCAUCUUAAUCAACUUCUGCCUGUCAAUCAUCUCUUCCAAUGCUCUCAUCUUGAUUGGGCAAACCCAAACCCGGAAUAAGGUGAUCUGUACCUUGGUGGCAGCAUUCCUGCACUUUUUCUUCCUCUCCUCCUUCUGUUGGGUGCUGACGGAGGCUUGGCAAUCCUACAUGGCUGUGACGGGCAGGCUACGGAACCGCAUCAUCCGCAAACGCUUCCUCUGUCUUGGAUGGGGUCUGCCAGCCCUGGUGGUUGCGAUCUCCGUGGGAUUCACAAAAGCCAAGGGGUACGGCACCGUGAAUUACUGUUGGCUGUCUCUGGAAGGAGGUUUGCUUUAUGCCUUCGUGGGACCCGCGGCUGCUGUUGUUUUGGUGAACAUGGUUAUUGGUAUUCUGGUGUUUAACAAACUUGUAUCCAAAGAUGGAAUAACAGAUAAGAAACUGAAGGAACGGGCAGGGGCAUCCCUCUGGAGCUCCUGCGUGGUCCUCCCUCUCCUAGCCUUGACAUGGAUGUCGGCAGUGCUGGCCAUCACAGACCGCCGGUCGGCCCUCUUCCAGAUCCUCUUUGCAGUCUUUGACUCCUUAGAGGGCUUUGUUAUUGUGAUGGUUCAUUGCAUCCUGCGGAGAGAGGUACAAGAUGCCGUCAAAUGUCGAGUUGUGGACCGCCAAGAAGAAGGAAAUGGCGAUUCUGGGGGGUCAUUUCAGAAUGGACACGCUCAGCUAAUGACCGAUUUUGAGAAGGACGUGGAUAUGGCUUGUAGAUCAGUUCUAAAUAAAGACAUCAGUACUUGCCGCACCAUGACGAUCACGGGGACGUUGAAGCGUCCAUCCCUGCAGGACGAGGAGAAGCUGAAGCUGAACCACCAGAAAGGUUCGUCGAAUUUUAACAGUCUUCCAGCCAACGUCUCCAAGAUGCACCUCCAAAGCUCCCCGCACUACCUGGGGGCGAUCAACCUCAACGACUUCAGCAACCACACCCUCACCCUGAAGAAGGACAAGAGCCAGCAGCCUAAAUCCAUCUACAUCUGUGAUGGGGACAUCUUCAAAAAGCUGGACUCGGAGCUUUCCCGGGCCCAGGAUCAAGCCAUAGAUGCCAGCUACGUCAUCCUGCCCACCAACACCUCCACCUUGAGGCCCAAGCCGCCCCCGCCACCUCCGCCCCCCAAGGAUGAUACAAAAUACAGCAUCAAUAUUGACCAGAUGCCACAGACAAGACUCAUCCAUCUCAGCAUGGCCACAGACCCAGGUUUUGUUGUCAAGAGUCCUCCGAGGGAACCGGUGGUGAUGAGCUGUGGGGAGGUCCAAGCAUCCCCUAUUAUGCAGCAGCAGCAGCAGCAGCAGCAACAACAACAACUGUCACCACCAGUGGUCAACAAAUCUGGUGACUCACAGAUGCUGAACUUGUGUGACACGGGCGAUUCUGGUAACUCUGGAAUGGUGUCCAAGAGCGAGACGGUCUCCACACUCUCCAUGAGCUCCCUUGAGAGACGGAAAUCCCGGUACGCAGAGCUAGAUUUUGAGAAAAUCAUGCACACGAGAAAACGUCACCAAGACAUGUUCCAGGACCUGAAUCGGAAAUUGCAGCAUGCAGAAAAAGAGAAGGAGUCUCCCACAGUUGACAGCAAGCAAGAAAAGCAGCAGACCCCAAACAAGAGACCCUGGGAAGGAAUUCGGAAGGUCCAUUCACCACCAGCAUGGGUUAAAAAGGACAUGGAGCCAGUUGCUCAAUCUCCCUUGGAACUCAAAACUGUAGAAUGGGAAAAAACGGGAGCGACAAUCCCCCUGGUGGGACAAGACAUUAUCGACCUCCAAACAGAGGUCUGA
This is a messenger RNA of Eublepharis macularius, 4737 nucleotides long. RefSeq names its product adhesion G protein-coupled receptor B1 (gene ADGRB1). The record is from RefSeq and is a predicted model, not a curated record. Gene Ontology annotation, biological process: G protein-coupled receptor signaling pathway; cell surface receptor signaling pathway; negative regulation of angiogenesis. Gene Ontology annotation, molecular function: G protein-coupled receptor activity. NCBI's taxonomy places the organism in Eukaryota, Metazoa, Chordata, Lepidosauria, Squamata, Eublepharidae. Gene Ontology annotation, cellular component: plasma membrane. The transcript is spliced from 33 exons. Bases 1 to 4737 code for a protein of 1578 amino acids.